Messenger RNA from Morus notabilis, 1579 nucleotides. Its product is annotated as DDB1- and CUL4-associated factor 13. Gene Ontology annotation, cellular component: small-subunit processome; nucleolus. Lineage: Eukaryota; Viridiplantae; Streptophyta; Magnoliopsida; Rosales; Moraceae. The transcript has 16 exons. The coding region runs from base 166 to 1524 and encodes 452 amino acids. The record is from RefSeq and is a predicted model, not a curated record. Gene Ontology annotation, biological process: maturation of SSU-rRNA from tricistronic rRNA transcript (SSU-rRNA, 5.8S rRNA, LSU-rRNA). Gene Ontology annotation, molecular function: protein binding.
CCCAUAUUUCCACCGUUAACCUCUCUCUGCGCCACUAGGGUUUAUGCCAUUGCUAUCAAUUUGGGAGCUUUAAUUGAUCAGCAAAAAAAAAAAAAAAAACUUGGGAGCUUUAAUUUGGCGGAGGCUCUCAAUUCCGCAGCAGAGCACAUCGAAAGCUGGACAAAAAUGAAGGUGAAAGUCAUCUCUCGCUCCACCGAAGAAUUCACCAGAGAACGAAGCCAAGAUCUCCAGAGGGUCUUCCGUAAUUUCGACCCCAAUAUCCGAACCCAAGAGAAAGCCGUCGAAUAUGUCCGAGCUCUCAACGCCGCCAAACUCGAGAAGAUUUUUGCGAGGCCGUUUGUUGGAGCCAUGGAUGGGCAUAUCGAUGCUGUCUCGUGUAUGGCUAAAAAUCCAAACCACUUGAAAGGGAUAUUUUCGGGUUCCAUGGAUGGAGAUAUUCGUCUAUGGGAUAUAGCUUCCAGGCGAACAGUCUGCAAGUUUCCUGGACACCAAGGAGCGGUGAAAGGUGUUGCAGCAUCGACGGAUGGACGCAUCCUUGUUUCUUGUGGCACUGAUUGCAUUGUCAGGCUCUGGAAUGUUCCUUCUUCUUCUGUUAUGGAAUCAAAUGAUUCAUCUGAUAAAUCGGUUCAGCCACUGGAGGAAUAUGUUUGGAAGAAUGCAUUUUGGGCUGUUGAUCAUCAGUGGGAUGGUGAUCGUUUCGCCACUGCUGGAGCCGGAGUACAUAUAUGGAACCACAAUAAGUCUGCACCAGAAAAGACUUUUGAAUGGGGAACAGACACAGUUAUCUCUGUUCGAUUCAAUCCCGGACAGCCAAAUGUCUUAGCAACAUCUGCGACUGACCGCAGUAUUGUACUGUAUGACUUACGGAUGUCAUCAGAAGUAACAAAGCUCAUAAUGAGGACGAGAACCAAUUCUAUUGCUUGGAACCCGAUGGAGCCAAUUAAUUUCACUGCUGCAAAUGAAGAUUGCAACUGCUAUAGCUACGAUGCCAGAAAGCUGGAUGAGGCUAAGUGUGUGCAUAAAGAUCAUGUUUCUGCAGUGAUGGAUAUUGACUACUCGCCAACUGGUCGAGAAUUUGUAACUGGUUCCUACGAUAGAACAGUACGAAUAUUCCCGUAUAAUGGUGGUCACAGCCGGGAAAUUUAUCAUACAAAGAGAAUGCAAAGGGUAUUUUGUAUUAAGUUUAGCUGUGAUGCAACUUAUGUUAUUUCUGGGAGUGAUGACGCCAACCUCAGGCUUUGGAAGGCCAAAGCAUCAGAGCAGUUGGGAGUUCUUCUUCCAAGGGAACAGAAAAGGCACAAUUAUCAUGAGGCCCUGAAGAAUCGCUACAAGCACCUUCCAGAAGUCAAGCGUAUUGUGCGGCACAGGCACCUUCCGAAACCAAUAUUCAAGGCGGCUGCUCUAAGGCGCACCGUGAUGGAGGCGGUGAGAAGAAAAGAAGAGAGGAGGAAGGCACACAGUGCCCCUGGAAGUGUUACUACAAAACCACUACGUAAAAGAAGAAUCAUAAAAGUAGAAGAGUAACAGGAAAAAAAAAAAAAAGUGCAUGUCCGUAAUGAGGAAUCUUUUUUGCUGGAAA